This is a messenger RNA of Gordionus sp. m RMFG-2023, 716 nucleotides long. RefSeq lists its product as uncharacterized. The record is from RefSeq and is a predicted model, not a curated record. The transcript is spliced from 5 exons. Bases 105 to 467 code for a protein of 120 amino acids. Lineage: Eukaryota; Metazoa; Nematomorpha; Gordioida; Chordodea; Parachordodidae.
AAAACUAUAGUUGGAGAAGGAGAAGGUAAUCAAAUGCAUUUGGAAAAAAGGAAAAUAUAUUUUUAAUUAUUAUAUUUCCAUUAGAAGAAACACUAUUUGAAGAGAUGUCCUGUGAAAUAAAUGUUGCAGAAGAAACUAAAAUCCUAGGGUUGGAAAUUGGAAAGGAGGACACCAACAUAAACCAUGUCAAGAGAAAGGAUCCAACAAAAGCUUAUAAAAGUAUAGUAAGAGAGGGAGGAUAUGUAGGCAUACAAGAUCAGGGUAAAGAUGACGAAAUUAUUGUUGAUACAAUAAUACCAAAGAAAAUUGGUGAGGUUUUUUUGCCCACAACUAGGAAUUGGAAAGUAUACCACUCUAAACGGUUCAAUUUCAAAGUAAUUGGCCUUUAUCCCAAGAUCGAAAGUGGUAUAUUAAAGGAAAUAUUCACAACCGAUCAUAUUGUGGGUGAUGGAAACUGUUUUUUUUAGGUGUAUAAGUCAAGAAAUAUUAAAUAAUCAGGAUAAUUAUAUACCUGAGGGAGAAAUGCGUUGCCUUUAUGAGGAGCAACGAUUUCAAAUUGGAAAUGGAAAAAUUCAUAGGAUAUCCUGUAGAAGAAUACCUAAUUGACAGAAAUGUUAUAGGAAAUAGUGUCUGGGCAACAGAGGUGGAAAUAUUAUCUAUGGCCACAUUGUUGCAGACAAAUAUAUUAAUUUAUACCCAAUAUAAGUGGGCUUAUU